CAUAGCAUUACUGCUGCUCUGGAAUCUCUGGAGUUCGACUUAGCAAGUUUUCAUAGCACGUGUCCCUUCUUGUUCUGUGCAGAUCUCUGAAAUGUGUGCCAUUGCUGAUUAAUUGGUUUUUAAUUAAAAGAUUGUUUUGGAUGGAAAAAAGAUUGAAGUAAACUUGAUUAACUUGAUUGCAUUUUAGUCAUAUGACGGCAAGAGUGAAACCUGACAGCGACUGCAAUUUUUAAAUAACUUAUGCACUCCUGCUUUUAAAAUCUCUUGCGCUAAGAAAUACACGGAGCAGGGUGAUUGUGUGAGUGAUCGGACUGUGCACCGAUAAAAGACAUCCAGCCGCCAGAAGCGCUACUUUUCUGCCACCUGUCACAAGGAUUUGCACAUUUUUCAGGAAAAUCGACAUUAAGAAGAUAAGAAACUAAUGGCAAAUAUAUAACGGAACAGAAAAGCAAGCGAGGUCUUCCUAUUUAUUUAAUCGCAGUACGCUGUUGUUUUAGUGACACGCUUACUACCGCUUGCAUGUUGUACAUCAGAUACCUGAACGUUUCCGUUUAAAAUACUUUAACGGAGAGCCAGUUACAAUUAUAUUUAAACUGAAGGAAUCUUUUGUUCUCUCGGUCAAGUCGGUCAAGUCGAUUUCAGCACCAAGGACAGGUAUAUAGUCCUACAUCGCAUCUUCUGGAGGCUCAAACUUCACCAAAUGAAUUUUGAAACAGGAAACCAAGGUUUGGAAUAAUCUCAAAGCGAAGCAUAGCGUCGGACUAAAUGGCGACACAUUUUUGUGAGAGCAGGGUCGGCAAAUCCCUGGAGCAACUGUAGGUUUAGGACCUUUCUCAGACCCCUACGGUGACAUCAUUCUGCUGAGCCUGGAAGCUGAACUGGCAACUUUCAGUCCCAUGCACGGCACCCUAACCUACUGAGCCAUACCGCACCCACAAGAUCCUUGCAGCUGAAACAAAAUACCUAAAGUUGGAACAGAACAUUAUGAUGAUUUAAAUGAGCCCAUCUUUGCUCCAGUCCAAAACCGAGGACUAACGUGACCUGUCUCUGCCAUGGCCAUGACUUCUGCCUGCCUCUGGCUCAAAGUGUGGAUUCCCUCCUCUCUUCUGCUGCCGUUCCUCCUGCUACUGGUCCCACAGACUCUGGCUACAUCCAGCUACAGCACAGGUGCCAAGCGGGAGAUCUUGGUCGAGGGUGAUUUGGUGAUUGGGGGCCUCUUCCCCGUGCACCACAAGGGUGAAGGAACGGAGGACUGUGGCACAGUUAACGAGCAGCGUGGCAUCCAGAGGCUGGAGGCCAUGCUGCUGGCAUUGGAUGAGAUUAACCAUGAUGAGCGCAUCCUGCCAGGCCUCAGGCUAGGUGCCCACAUCCUGGACUCCUGCUCCAAGGACACGUAUGCACUGGAGCAGUCCCUGGAGUUUGUCCGUGCCUCUCUCACCAAGGUGGACGAGACAGAGUACAUCUGCCCUGACGGUUCCUACGCCAUUCAUGACGACUUACCCCUAGCCAUCUCUGGAGUCAUUGGUGGCUCCUACAGUGACGUCUCUAUCCAGGUAGCCAAUCUACUCCGUCUGUUCCAAAUCCCUCAGAUCAGCUAUGCCUCCACCAGCGCCAAGCUGAGCGAUAAGACACGUUAUGACUACUUUGCCCGCACCGUCCCACCAGACUUCUACCAGGCAAAGGCCAUGGCAGAGAUUCUCCGCUACUUCAACUGGACCUACGUAUCCACCGUAGCCUCGGAGGGGGAUUAUGGAGAGACCGGCAUCGAUGCCUUCCAGCAGGAGGCCCGGGUUCGCCACAUCUGCAUCGCCACGUCCGCCAAGGUCAGCCGCUCGAUGAGCCGCUGGAGCUACGAUGCAGUCAUCCGCUCCCUGCAGCAGAAAUCCAACGCCAAGGUGGUGAUCCUGUUCACACGGAGCGAGGACGCGCGGGAGCUGCUGGUGGCAGCCGCCCGCAUGAACGCCACCUUCAUCUGGGUGGCCAGUGACGGCUGGGGGGCGCAGGAGAGCGUGGUGCGGGGGAGCGAGCCGGUGGCCAACGGGGCCUUCACUAUCGAGCUGGCCUCUUACCCCAUCAAGGAGUUCACCCAGUACUUCACCAAGCUGGACCCAUACAACAAUACACGCAACCCCUGGUUCCGAGAAUUCUGGGAACAUCGCUUCCAGUGCAGUCUUCAGGAGGUCAGCUGCGGGCAGUAUUCCCUGAGCGAUGGCAGUUUUGAGCAAGAGUCCAAAAUUAUGUUCGUGAUUAAUGCUGUUUAUGCCAUGGCCCACGCUCUGCACAACAUGAGGCUGGCAGCGUGUCCCAACUCCACCAAGAUCUGUGAUGCCAUGAAGCCAGGCACAGGAAAGAGACUGUACAAGGACUAUGUCUUGAAAACCAGGUUUGAUGCGCCGUUCCGUCCAGCAGACACAGAGAAUGUUGUCAGCUUCGAUGCCAACGGGGACAGCCUUGGCCGCUACAACAUAUUCCAUUAUCACGGGGACGACGGAAAAUACGUCUACACCAAAGUGGGUCACUGGGCACAGGACCUGGUGCUGAAUACAAGUCACAUCCUGUGGGACCAACAGGCACCUCCAACAUCACAGUGCAGCGACCCCUGCAGGAAGAAUGAGGUAAAGAGCAUGCAGCCAGGGGACGUGUGCUGCUGGAUCUGCAUUCCUUGCCAGGCACACCAGUACCUACUGGACGAGUUCCACUGCACGGACUGCAUGUUAGGCCAGUGGCCCCUGGAGAACCUGACAGGCUGCUAUGAGCUGCCGGAGGAGUACAUCCAGUGGGGGGACGCCUGGGCCGUGGGGCCCGUCACCAUCGCUUGUCUCGGCAUAAUCUGCACGCUCUUUGUGAUCGGCGUAUUUGCAAAGCAUAUCGACACGCCGUUGGUGAAGGCGAGCGGCCGCGAGCUCUCCUACAUCCUGCUGCUGGGCGUGCUCAUGUGCUACAGCGUGACCUUCGUGUACGUGGCCAAGCCGUCCGCCACCGUGUGCGCCCUCCGCCGCUUGGGCCUGGGCACCUCAUUCGCCAUCUGCUACUCCGCCCUGCUCACCAAGACCAACCGCAUCGCUCGCAUCUUCGGCGGCGUGCGGGACGGCGCCCAGAGGCCGCGCUUCAUCAGCCCCGCCUCGCAGGUGGCCAUCUGCUCGGCACUCAUCUCCUGCCAGCUGGUGGCGCUGCUGCUCUGGCUGCUGGUGGAGGUGCCGGAUGUUCGCAAGGAGGUGAAGCCGGAUCGGCGGGACAUCGUCAUCCUGAAGUGCAACAGCAAGGACUCCAGCAUGCUUCUGUCCCUCACCUACGACUGCCUGCUCAUCGUGCUCUGCACCGUCUACGCCUUCAAGACCAGGAAGUGCCCAGAGAACUUCAAUGAGGCCAAGUUCAUCGGCUUCACCAUGUACACCACCUGCAUCAUCUGGCUGGCCUUCCAGCCCAUAUUCUAUGUCACCGCCAGUGACUACAGGGUACAGACCACCACAAUGUGCAUCUCAGUUAGCCUCAGCGGUUCUGUGGUCCUGGGCUGCCUCUUCGCCCCCAAGACACACAUCAUCCUCUUCCAGCCUCAGAAGAACGUGACCACGCUGAGAGCACCGACCGCUCGCUUCAGCGUAACCACAGGCCCCCCGUCCAGCCACUCCCAAACCUCUGGCUCCAACUUCGUGCCGACGGUGUGUAACGGUCGAGAGGUGCUGGACUCCACAACAUCCUCCUUGUGAGAAACGGGCACCUGUCCCACCUCCCAAAUACACUGAUUACUUACACUUGAUAGUUAGAUAACAAUAAUUAGGAUAAUGCCAAGUGUCGCAGGUAUAGGAAGUCUCAUUUUGUUGUCUUCAAGUGCUGUGAAUACAAUGCUCUAUUGUCCCAUUCUCUGACCAGUAGCUAUAACAAAACAAAUUUCAAUAUACACCUACUUCUACAUAGAAACCAUUUUAUUUGAGUCAGUAAAGCUUUACAAUGUAUCAAGGAAAAUGUUUUAAUGUAGAUUUUGGUGAACUAGUUUGUGCUUUCUUAUGUAAA
Molecule: messenger RNA, 4011 nt
Organism: Brienomyrus brachyistius
Lineage: Eukaryota; Metazoa; Chordata; Actinopteri; Osteoglossiformes; Mormyridae
Gene: grm2a
Product: glutamate receptor, metabotropic 2a
Exons: 7
Coding region: 1053-3707 (884 amino acids)
Biological process (GO): regulation of synaptic transmission, glutamatergic; G protein-coupled glutamate receptor signaling pathway
Cellular component (GO): membrane
Molecular function (GO): group II metabotropic glutamate receptor activity
Source: RefSeq, a predicted model, not a curated record